This is a messenger RNA of Centrocercus urophasianus (Greater sage-grouse), 369 nucleotides long. RefSeq names its product prostate stem cell antigen (gene PSCA). The record is from RefSeq and is a predicted model, not a curated record. The coding region runs from base 1 to 369 and encodes 122 amino acids. The transcript is spliced from 3 exons. NCBI's taxonomy places the organism in Eukaryota, Metazoa, Chordata, Aves, Galliformes, Phasianidae.
AUGAAGGUUUUCUUCGUCCUCCUGCUGGCAGUCGUCCUGUGCACUGACCCAGGUUCUUCUUUGCAAUGCUACAGCUGCAAGUCAAAACUCAGCAACAGCAACUGUCAGGAAUCAAUGAACUGCAAGGAAAAUGAAGUGUGCAAGACAGAUGUAAUCAGGGUGAUAGGGUUCUUCAGCAUCAUCAGCAAGGGCUGUGAGGCAACAUGUCAAGAAGACUAUCAAGAUUUCAAAGUGGGCAACAGGAAUGUCUCCUGCUGCACCAGCAACCUCUGCAAUGUCAAUGCAGCAGGAAGUGUGAGGAGCAGCUAUGGAAUGGCAGCAGGGAUAACAGCCAGUGUGCUCUUGACCUUCCUGAACAACAGACUGUGA